Messenger RNA from Hirsutella rhossiliensis, 1491 nucleotides. RefSeq lists its product as uncharacterized. NCBI's taxonomy places the organism in Eukaryota, Fungi, Ascomycota, Sordariomycetes, Hypocreales, Ophiocordycipitaceae. The record is from RefSeq and is a predicted model, not a curated record. The transcript has 6 exons. The coding region runs from base 1 to 1491 and encodes 496 amino acids.
AUGUCUUCGUCUCCGUCGGCGGACAGCUCUGCCCCGCACCUCCGCAAGCCCCUUGGCACUAGCAAAGGCGCGGGCGGCGACAUGUCCAUGAUGUUCUUCGCCCAGCCCGACUGCCCCGCGAGGUUCGCCCAUCAGGACGAGCACCGCAUCAGGGGCCUCAACGCCGAGGCCAUCGCCCGCGUCCUUCUGCCGGUGCCCUCGUGGCUGCUGGAGUCGGAGUACGCACCCCUCCGGGCCGAGGGCGAGGACCUGGUGCCCUCUCUAUUUUUUAGCCUAAACCUCUCCAUCUACGGCCAGCCGGUCGUCGAUACGGACUGGUCCGAGCAGUGGUUCUUCAUGAGCGGCCGCGUUCACCCCUACGCCCUCUCCUGGGAGGUGGAGCGCCGCGACGGCCUCGAGGCCAGCCCGGACGAUACUAUUCUCUACACCGUGCCCGCCCUUAUCGUCCGCGACCAAGGCUACCAGCCCGUCCUGCCGCGUUUCUUGGCCUCUAGCGGCCAGUUCCCGUCUACGCCUCCCGUUGUCUCCUUCCAUGGCGUCAUAGCCGGGCCCCGGCUCGACCUCCUGCGUCGAGACUUCCUGCCCGAUCUCGGGCCCGACCAGCUCCGCUGCUGCGGCUUCGUCCGGCUCACGACCUACAUCGCCCCUGGACUGCCGGACAGGAUUCCCUUUAAGGGCUACCACCCCUUCGAGGUCUUUGUUAUCUUUCCCGUCUACGUAAACCCUUGGGCCGUGCUAUUCGUCGGCCUUCUCGAUCACCGCGUUAUGCUCUGCCCCCCGGGCUCAGAGCGCGAUUACGUCUUUAUCGUCGUCCCGGACAGCUGGACCUUUGUCGAUAGGCCCUCGGCGGCCGCCGCCGCCUCGGCUUCCCCCCUCGCUACGCCCCUUAGACGUCUGACCCCGUCCGCCUCCUCUACCUUCAAUUCCGUCCGCGCCGCCUUGUACUCCGUUGCCGCGCCGGCCUCGGCCGCGUCGGCCCCCCCUUCCUCGGCGUCGGCCCCGACCGCCCUCGACCCCGUCAUUGGAACGCGAGCAGGAAGGGCGGAUCCGGGGGGGACUCAGACGACCUUUCGGGGGUGGGCUAAACUCAAGUACAUGGGUGAUGAUAUCGACGGAUUUAGGCGGUUGUUAUCCGGCUACAAGUCGACAAUCACUAUUGCCCUCACUGACGCCAAUCUCCGCGUAUGCUCUGCCACCGCCGAGACCAUUCGAAGCUACAAAGACCUUGUCGAGACAGCGCACAGUGACCUCCGGGCUCACCUCGAAAGUAUCGACGAGAAAAUAGGUGUCUUUCUCGCAGACGCCAUAUCGGAGACCGGCUCAGGCGCGCCAGAAUUGCAAACCAUGCAGGAAGAGCGAUUGAGCACGCAGCGAUGCCUUGAAAUUUGUGACCAACUGUCGAAGCAUAUCGAUGAAUUUCAGCUGGCCACCAAACGCAGUGGAAGCUCGUCCGAAAAUGAAGAGCCAGCUACGUUCCCCGAAAAGUCGUGA